This is a messenger RNA of Canis lupus familiaris (dog), 502 nucleotides long. RefSeq names its product protein Asterix-like. Gene Ontology annotation, molecular function: protein folding chaperone. Gene Ontology annotation, cellular component: endoplasmic reticulum membrane. Lineage: Eukaryota; Metazoa; Chordata; Mammalia; Carnivora; Canidae. Gene Ontology annotation, biological process: protein insertion into ER membrane. The transcript has a single exon. The record is from RefSeq and is a predicted model, not a curated record. Bases 36 to 308 code for a protein of 90 amino acids.
GAGUGAUACCCUGUGAUCCACCAUGUCCACUUAAUAUGUCAGAUGCAUGGAAGGCAAACAAAGUGUUGAAGUACAAGCCCCUGCCAGUGUCAUUCAGCCUGGAUGACCCGACGCUGGACUACAUGAACCUGCUCGGCAUAAUAUUCAGGAUGUACAGCCUCCUGCUCAAGCUGAAGUGGUGUGCCUGGAGGGCUGUCUACUGCUCCUUCAUCAGCUUGGCCAAGCACAUGAGUAGCUUCAUGCCAUCCAUCUCCGCUGUGGUGACGUCAUAUCUGCAACACCCCCAGCUCAUGACGCCUUUCUGGUGAUGUCAUCCUAGGACCACUCUGUCCACCUUCCCUGGUGGCUCAGCCUUCUGCCCCCAGCUGCUGUCCUGGGCUUCCCUGGGUGACAUCAUCUCAGCACCCGCAGUGAGAUGAAGGGAAGCUGACGCUUUUUCUGGGAUUCCAUUUCUGCUGGGCAGAGGGCGAUACCCCAGGCCUUUCCCUCCCACCUGUCUUCC